This is a messenger RNA of Penaeus indicus, 611 nucleotides long. Its product is annotated as rho GTPase-activating protein 18-like. The coding region runs from base 15 to 611 and encodes 198 amino acids. The transcript is spliced from 5 exons. NCBI's taxonomy places the organism in Eukaryota, Metazoa, Arthropoda, Malacostraca, Decapoda, Penaeidae. Gene Ontology annotation, biological process: regulation of actin filament polymerization; regulation of small GTPase mediated signal transduction; signal transduction. The record is from RefSeq and is a predicted model, not a curated record. Gene Ontology annotation, cellular component: cytoplasm. Gene Ontology annotation, molecular function: GTPase activator activity.
AUUCUCCCCGUCGGAUGUCCGCGGAGCUUCGAAAGUCUCACUCCAUCAGCCGCCCGAGGGAAUCGCGCGAGCUGAGGGACAUCCGGGAACAGAGGGAGAACCGAGAGAACCGAGAGAACCGAGAGAACCGUCCCCGCUCGGCCUCCAGCACCGACCUCGGCUUCAAGGUCAUCUACUCGAAACCCGACGAGGAGUUCCCGGACCUGGUGAUCGAGACGAGUCGCUGCGGCCAGACUCGCAUGGACUGGCUGGACGAGUCUGACCUGGGGCGACUCACCUCCCUCGCCCUGCUGGAGCUCGACAUCCUGUUCACGGAGCACAACAUCCACCACCGCUGGAGAAAGCUCAAGAAGAGGAAGCAGAACAAAGAGGAAAGCGGAGUGUUCGGCGUCCGUCUUGACAGCCUGAUAGAGAGAGACAGAAACUUUUUGGAGGAGUCUCCCCUUGAGACUAAAGUGCCUUUGGUGUUUUAUAAGUUGGCCCUGCAGUUGGAACGCCAGGGUCUGCGGCAGGAGGGCAUCAUGAGGGUGCCCGGACACAGAACUUCAGAACUUUCCACCAUCAUGUUAUCUUUAGAACUCAAGAACUCUUCACCAUCAUCAUUAUCUUAA